CGCCGGCCCCGCCGCGGCCGCGCCGCGCCUGCGGGCGGGGCGCCCCGCGGCGCCCGAGGCGGCGGGCUCGCUCGCGGGCAUCCCGGCCACGGUGGGCCUGGCCGCGGCGGCCAUCGCCGUGGGCUCCUCCGCCGUGACGUGCCGCGCGGCCGCGGUGAAGAAGAAGGGUGUGAAGGUCGUCAAGCAGUUGAACGACAGGGAGAUCCCGUGGAACUUGUUCAUGCCGAAGGCGCCGUACCAGGGCACCGUGAUCAAGAACGACGUGCAGGCACACACCAUCACCAAGCCCAACAGCGACUCCCCUGGUGAUGCCAACUGGGAGACGACGCACGUGACCUUCGACCACGGGGGCAAGGUGCCCUACGUCGAGGGACAGUCCAUCGGGGUCAUCGCGCCUGGCCCCGACAAGAAGGGCGAGACCCCAGCCAAAAUACGCCUCUACUCGAUCGGCUCCUCGGCGGUCGGCGACUGCCAGGACUCCAAGACGGUCUCCCUCUGCGUCAAGCGCGUCGUCGAGGUGGAGGAGGAGAAGUGGCCCCUCAAGCACUCCAACCGCGAGGUCGGCGAGGACAAGCCCGACAAGGCGGGCACCUGCUUCCCCGACGCCAAAGUCUACCGUGGCGUGUGCUCGAACCACAUCUGCGACAUGAGCGAGGGCGACGAGGUGCUCAUCACGGGCCCGACGGGCGCCGAGAUGCUCCUGCCGGACGAGCAGGACUGCAACAUCAUCAUGCUCGCGACGGGCACCGGCAUCGCGCCGAUGCGAUCCUACAUGCGCCUGCUCUUCCACGACAAGGUCGGCGCCAACCCCGACGGGUCCCGCAAGUUCUCGGGCCUGGCGUGGCUCUUCCUCGGCGUCCCCUACUCCAACUCUCUGCUUUACGUGGAUGAGCACGACGAAUACUUGAAGCAGUACCCCGACAACUUCCGAGUCGACUACGCCGUCUCCCGCGAGCAGACGAACGCAGAGGGCAAGAAGAUGUACAUCCAGACCAAGAUGGGAGAGUACGCAGAGGAGCUGUGGGAGUUGAUGCAGUCUCCAAAGACUCACAUCUACAUGUGCGGCCUGAAGGGCAUGGAGUCAGGCAUGGAAGAGUGCUUCUCGCCCUUGGCGGAGAAGGCAGGCGUCGACUGGAAGGAGUUCGCAAAGGAGAUGAAGAAGGCCCACCGCUACCACGUGGAGGUCUACUGAGGAUGCACAUCUGGCGAAGCUUACUUGAGCGUGCCGAUGGGGCAACGUCCCGUCGAUUUGCGGAGCGAUGAGCUUUAGACCGAGUUUUACAGUAGUGUUCUUGGGCAGAUCGAUGCGGCAGCCCGCAUGAGCUCUAAGAUACUAAAGUCAGUAUUGACCGACGCCUCGUAAGGCUGUGCUUGAUUGAGAUUCGUCAUCUCUACAGCGAGGCCGAAGAGUUGUAAGAGGGAACAGUCGAAGCGCCUCGCGCUCAUCGGCAGAACCCUUACGCAUUUUUCAUCGCAGCGCCGCUAUGCUGGUGUCUUACACCUGUGCUGACUUACUGUGUACCGGUUUGAUGUUGUGUUUGAUGGCGUCAGCAGUGCGAUACUCACAUUUAGAAACAUAAUAUUCAUCACAAUGCUCCUCUUCCGUAGACGGGCGAACGGCGAUGUAGGUUUUGGUGUUGUGGGAACGCGUGGCUCGCGUUUUCCUAAAAUUCGCUGUGUCGUGUUCGCUCGAUCCUUUUGCACAUUGGAAAUGUAGGAAAGUGUGGUUCGUGACUUCCUACACCUUGGUUCCCAACAUCAGAGUUAGG
Molecule: messenger RNA, 1769 nt
Organism: Prorocentrum cordatum
Lineage: Eukaryota; Dinophyceae; Prorocentrales; Prorocentraceae
Source: the annotation of a GenBank genome assembly